Molecule: messenger RNA, 3360 nt
Organism: Anopheles nili
Lineage: Eukaryota; Metazoa; Arthropoda; Insecta; Diptera; Culicidae
Gene: centrocortin
Exons: 8
Coding region: 643-3279 (878 amino acids)
Source: RefSeq, a predicted model, not a curated record
UUUAGUAGAUAGGUUUGCUUCGUGCGCGCUGUACUCUCGCUUGCUGGCUUCCUGGCAUUCUUGUCGUCCUGGAAUCCACGUCCUGUCAUGUCCUGCCUACGCUCGUCUGUCACCGUUUGACCCGGCGGACCCACAUCAACCCGGCCCGCGUGCGGGGGAGAGAGGGCAUUGUGUGUGUGUGUGCUUGUGUUUGUGUUUGUGUGUGUGCAUGCGUGUAUGUGCGCCAGCCAACAUCUGUCGCCAUCGUUUCCGGUCGCACUCGCGGGUGCGAUGCAGAGGCGUAUCAAAUCCGACUCCAGCGGCCACAAUCCAUCGGAAAGGUAGCAGCCCAAGCAGCACGUUCGCAACGAUAAGUGAGGUUUGAGAGGAUCGAGAAAAAAGAAAAAGAAAAAAAAACCACCCCAUCUCCCACGUGUGGCCACGCUCGAUGUUGCCGGCCACAGUGCCGCGGGACUGUACUGUACAUAUUAGAUCCUCAGCGGAACCGAGGCGUGACGGAACAGUGAUACGAAGGAUUUGCGCCCAGCCGAGCGCACGUACAGCGAGCUCGAACCGUGGCCGGGCCUGCGAACGCCAUACUCUAGUCCUUGCCCGGGCCAAUGUCCUACGCGCGCCCGCUUCCGGCCAUCCCGCUGCACCACCAUGUCGUCGAAUACUGACCUCAGCUUCGAAUGGUCACUGCUCACCAAGAAGGACUGCCUCAAGUGGAACACCGCCGACUUACAGCUAGCGGCUGAGCUGGGCAAAACCUUGCUAGAGCGGAACAAGGAGCUCGAGGCGACACUAAAGCAUCACCAGAACAUCAUCGAUGAUCACGUGCAGGAGAUAGAGUAUUUAACGAAACAAAAUGCAGCCCUACGUGAGGUGAACGACUCACGCAUGAAGAUCUACGAGCAGCUGGAAGUCAGCAUCCAAGACCUAGAGCGGGACAAAUACAAGCUCGCGCUCGAGUACCAGGCAGAAAAGAAACACGUCAAACAGCUGUGUAGUAAUAUUGAGAGCUUAGAAACCAAAGUAGAGGAGUUAAGCCGAUCGCUCGACGAUGCUCGCCGACAAGCGGAAGCAGAUCGAAGGACCAAGCAGACGGAGCGGCUUCUCGGCCAGCAGCAGCUGCAACCGGCCACACCGCCGAUCAUCGUCGUGUCCAACAGCCAGCCUAGCCAUGCAUCGAAAGACGCCAAACUGAACGCAUCCCGACAGGAGGAUGGCACCACCACCGGGAACCAGCGACAUACAACCAGCUCGUGUCAACAGAAGGGUGGAGCGUCCUGCGUCGCAAGCCAAAGCACCGAUGCCCAACAACCUCCAGAGGACGAGACAGACACGGAAAAUGUCCGACAGGGGGACACUGGACUAGACGAGCUAACCUUGAGUGAGGAUAACGAGGAGGUGUUGCGCAUCAUGCAGGAGCUUGGACGCACCCAGAAGUGUCUGCUGUCAGAGCAGGGCAAGGUGAGCGAACUGGAGGAGCAGCUGGCCGCGAUCGCACAGGAGAACCACACGCUGCAGUCGAAACUACUGCAGGUGCACACGGUAGACGAGAUGAAGUCCGUGCACGAUGAGCUGUCAGUGUUGGAAGAAUUCAGGCAAGGACCCGUCUGUACCCGGUGUCUGCGAGACCUCGGUGAGCAUCCUGACAACGAUUCCAUCAUCACCGGCACGGAGGACGACGACGCCAGCCUGAUGGAGCUUAUCCACAACACGGAACUGCCGCAGCGCUUCCGUUCGUCCGUCACGCUGGAGAUCCUGCCGACGGAACCGGACAGCCUGGACCUAUCUGUGAGUGACUGCGCCGGUCCAACCAACCCCUAUCGCGAGCUGGUCGAGAAAUAUGAGGCCCUUCUCGAAGUACACCGCCAACCCAUGAUGCGAAAGGCAGCAGCCACGGAUGAAGCGACGUUGGGCGCGGGUCCGACCGCUUCCGGCAACAACACACCCGUUGACAGCUGUCAACCACAGCAACUUGGUGGAGAUCCGAUUACCACAGUUGAAUCAACAACGGCGCCACGUUACAUGAUUGAGUUUGGACCCGCAAUGGGCGUUGGAGAUGGACCACCGGAGCAACGAAGGGCCGAAUGUUCCGAGGCGGAAACGGCCAGUUCUGGCUACUCGGAUGAGGUCAGCAACAAAGCAACGCAGACGGAUGAAAGCCCGCGGAACUUCCUCUGCACGAUUGCGGACGGUAAAGACUGGCGAUUCAGCAUCUACGAGGACGAAAGCGCCAUCGAUUCGCGGUUCCGCUUUAGCCCGGCCCAUCGUGAGCUGUUCCGGGAGAUUUUUAGCGUGUUGCGAAAGGCGGCUGAGAACCGGGACGAAGGUGACCAGCUGCCGUUGUUGGAUGAUGCAAAGCCAACAGUUGGUGCUGUUGUAGCGCGUGGUGGAACAAGUACCGUUCCACCGGUAACACCAGCGAACGAGGAACCUCCGGGUGGAUGCUUCCCAACAGGAACCAUACUGCAGAAGCAGGACGAAGAAGAGGAUGACGACGAAACGGUUAGCUUCGUAUCGUCCUCCGCUGUCAGUGAACAGUCAUUUGCGAUGUCGGAGUGCAUCACAAAGUCGGAACGGCGACGGAUUGCACGUCAAGCGAAGGCCGCUAGUCGAUACGCUGAGGAUCUACCGGAGGGUGAUGGCCAGCAGUUGCAGCAGCAGCAUCAUCCGCUUCAACAGCCAGUUUCUGUUGACGGGCGCGCCCACCAGAUGGCGUAUCAACCGCUGGAUUACAUCUCCGUGGCGGUGGGCGUUAAUAAGCGCAAGUCUCGCCGUCGAAGCCAUCGUCGGGAGGUUGGCCAGGAUGGACCGGGUGUGUCCCCACAGACACCUCAAACCCCAACCUCCUCUCGCACCGGUAGCACCCGUAAGCAUCGACCCUGCUUCCGGCCAUGGAAUCCUGAGCGCGAUGGUGACACCGGUGCUGUCAGUGGCAACACCUCCACGAGAGCCGGCCAGGUUGCGGAGUGGAACGGUGACUCGCUCACGAUCUACAACCGGACUAAGGGCAGACCGGGCCCCACCAGCACCCCCGCCAUACCGGCCCAAUCGCCGGCGGUGCGGUCCCGGCGUUCGAGCGAGAAAAAGCGCAACCAAUCCGGAGCACGUAAUCGGUACGCGGAUCUCGCGGACAACGCACUUGGGGAGGAUGUGUUCGAGUUCCGGCCAUCGUCUGCCUCGCAACACCUGCACAAGCUGCAGAAGCUUGAUCUGUCGUAUGCGGAGGUCCUGCGUCGGGCUGACGGUGGUCAGCCAUUCGCCGCUCGACGUCAGUACAAGCCACAGUGAGGUGGGGGAACGAGCGCGAAACCAAGGGGGGGAGGAGGAGGGAGGGGAGAAGAAGGGCCAAACAAGAGUGAGGUUGAAGAG